UCAAAUAAAACCGUUUUUCAUCGUGUUUGAGUCCUUUCCGAAGUCGUAUUUCAUGAAUCCUCAGAUGUCCGAGCCCACAGCCCGGUCCGUGGAGGCAUCAUUUGUUCCCAAGGUGACGUCAUGCUGGGGCUGGGCUGGGAGAGGAAGGGAAAUAUGUAACUUAACGGUUUAAAGAGACGCUUCACCCGGCCGCAACAUCCUCCAGACAGACUCCGUUCACCAGCGGAGACCGAGUGAGCUUCCGCAACAACCUGUUACACAAAUGUCCGCUUCAAUGUAGCUUCAAUAUCAGUUCCCUUCCAUCACAUUGGGACUUAAUGGGGCGAUGGGGAAGGCCUAGCCCCCCACCGUGAUCAGGCCAGAACCCCCCCCUCCCCCUCCCACCCUGAACCCCAAAGCAGGAGCCAUGAGCACAUCAGGGAAGGUCAGCGGGCUCAAACCCCCGAGCAAAAUAAUCCGUCCAUCUGGGGGGUCGUCCAAGACGUCCCCGUCCUCCGGCGCCCCGAAGCCGGUUCCUCCAGAGAACCCCCCCGUCCAGGCCGCCUCCCCGACCCAGGACGGGGGCGCCGACUUCCAGCCGGGCGAGCGGGUCUGGGUCAACGGCAGCAAGCCCGGCCAGGUGCGCUUCGUGGGGGCCACGCAGUUCGCCCCGGGUCAGUGGGCGGGGGUCGUGCUGGACGAGCCCAUCGGGAAGAACGACGGGUCCGUGGCGGGCGUCCGCUACUUCCAGUGCGAGGACGGGAGGGGGAUAUUCACCCGGCCCUCCAAGCUGUCCAAGACGGCGCUGCCGGAGGCGGAGACCAACGGGGGGCGUGCCAGCCCGGGGGCGGCGGGGGCCCCCCCCACGAGCGAGCCCGAGCCCGCCGGCUCCACCUGUGCAGCGGCGGCGGGGGGCAUGAAGACGAGCGCCGCUCUGAACCGAAUGCUCACGUCCAGCGAGUCGGUGUCCAACGACACCGAGUCCAUGAAGAAGAAGCGGGAGCUGAGGCUGGGAGACCGCGUGCUGGUGGGCGGCAACAAGGCCGGCGUGGUGCGCUUCCUCGGGGAGACGGACUUCGCCAAGGGAGGCUGGUGCGGCGUGGAGCUGGACGAACCGCUCGGCAAGAACGACGGCGCCGUGGCGGGGACCAGGUACUUCCAGUGCACGUCCCGGUACGGCCUGUUCGCUCCGGCGCACAAGGUGACGCGCAUCGGCUUCCCGUGCACCACGCCGACCAAGGCCAAGAACUCGCGCAGGAUGUCGGCCCUCAAGAGGAGCCCCAGCGCCUCCUCCAUCAGCUCGCUCAGCUCCGCCACCUCCUCCAUCAGCGGCAAGCCCAGCCGGGCGGGACUGCUGACGGAGACGUCCGCUCGCUACGCCCGCAAGAUCUCCGGCACCACGGCGCUGCAGGAGGCGCUGAAGGAGAAGCAGCAGCACAUCGAGCAGCUGCUGGCGGAGCGCGACCUGGAGAGGUGCGAGGUGGCGAAGGCCACCAGCCACGCGGGGGAGGUGCAGCAGGAGAUGGUCCUGCUGAGGAAAGGACGCGAUCAGUACGCGGUGGAGAUGGAGGAGAAGUUGGAUCAGCUGCGCUCGCUGGUGGAGGCGGCCGAUCGGGACAAAGUGGAGCUGCUCAACCAGCUGGAGGAGGAGAAGAGGAGGGUGGAGGACCUGCAGUUCAGUGUGGAGGAGGCCUGCAUCACCAGAGGAGACCUGGAGACGCAGACCAGACUGGAGCAUGCCCACAUUAAGGAGCUCGAGCAGAGCCUGCUCUUUGAAAAGACCAAAGCUGAAAAACUCCAGAGGGAUUUAGAGGACACUAGGGUGGCCACGGUGUCGGAGCGCUCCAGGAUCAUGGAGCUGGAGAGGGAGGUGGCCGACCUGCAGCUCCGGCUGCGGGCGUCCCAGCAGAAGGAGGACGCGGCGUCCCUGUCCCAGCAGCAGAUCAGCCGGCUGAAGGCCCAGGCUCAGGCUCAGGAGAAGAAGAUCAGCGAGCUGAGUGUGGACGCGGAGAGCCGGCAGAAGGAGCUCCAGGCCGCGCGGCGCGAGAAGGACUCGCUGGACCAGCAGCUGGGCGACCUGAGACUGAAGCUGGAGGCCGCCGAGGAGGAGAGCGGCCGGACAGCGAGGACCACGAGAGAGCUGCAGCAGAGCGUCGAGCGGUCGAAGAGCGACGUCCAGACGCUGAGAGACGAGAGUCGGAUCAGAGAGGAGCAGCUGCUGCAGUCCAAAAUAAAGUCUGAGAAGACGUCCCUCUCGCUCGAGAAGCUGACCCAUGAGAAGGAGGCGCUGGAGACGCAGCUGGAGGCUUUAAAGCAGCAGAGCUCCAGAUACCAGGAGGAGCGCAGUGUGUCCGAGGAGAGUCAUCGACUUCAGGUCCUCUGCAAAGAAAUCGAGGAGCUCAACACCUCCCAGAAGCCUCAGCACCUCGACCAGCACACUGAGGACCGUCCCAGUCAGCAGCCGGACAUGAAGACCAGAGGAAGCGUCUCCGGGCCGGCCACCGAGGGGGGGGCAAACCUCCAGAGAUCCACCGCAGACAAAGACCAGGAGCUGGAGUCUCUGAGGAAGGAGAUCGCCGUGCUGCGGGGGGAGAACGCCGUGGCCAAGACGCUGCAGGCGGCUGUGGAGGCGCUGGAGGGAGACAAGGCCAGGCUGCGCAGCCGCGUCCACGGCCUGGAGCAAAGGCUCAUGGGAACGCGGGCGUCGGAGGGAGGAGACCGCGAGGCUCCGCCCUCGUGUGAGGAGGCCAGGAUCGAGCUCUUCCUCAGCGAUGCUUCCGCCGGCGAUGCAGCUAUGGAGCAGCUGAGGGAGGAGAAGGAGUUCGCUGAGGGGCAGAUCAACUUCCUGAACAGCGUGAUCGUGGACCUCCAGCGGAAGAACGAGGAGCUGAAGGUGAAACUGAAGAAGCUCGCGCUGGCCGACUUCAACGGCACCGACGGCUCGUUUGAAGGCGCGUCCAAGCAGACGGAGAAGAAGGCCACGCCGCGCCUCUUCUGCGACAUCUGCGACUGCUUCGACCUCCACGACACGGAGGACUGUCCCACGCAGGCGCAGAGCCCCGACGGCGUGCCGCACACCGCCUACCACGGCAAGCGGGCCGACGAGAGGCCCUACUGCGACAUCUGUGAGGCCUUCGGCCACGCCACCGAGUCCUGCAACGACGACCAGACCUUCUAGAAGCUCCCCCCCCCCUCUCUCUCACCGGCGCUCCCAGAGUUCCUCCAUAUUGUAUUUUUCUACUGUAUUUAUGCACACGUCCGCUCACAUAAACUCCAAAUAUGCUGCUUCGGUGCAAUAUUGAUGUUCAUAACGAGGAAGAAAAGGCGAUCCGUCCUCUGCACUCGUCGUUUUUUAUCGUUUUGUUUCUUAGAAAAUAAGUAUUUGUUAGUUUUUUAAGCACAGUGGAAACGGGACGCAAAGCUUCCCUCUGACUCGCUGCCGUCUGCAGCCAAUCAGAGAGCGUCAGAUUGCAGCCAAUCAGAGAGCGUCAGAGUGUUGGGGCCUCGACAGGUGAGACGCACACAUCUACCAACAAAAUUCAUAAAUCAGACAAAACAUUUAUGACCAUUUAUACUUUAUGUAGUUAUUAAUUCUCUUUUUUGCUGCUUUUGGAGACACAUUUUAACACUAAUUUAUGCAAAAUUCAUUAUUAUACUAUUAAAUGUUUUAUUUCCCAACAGACAAUACAUUUACUAUUUUAAUCACUAUUAAGAAAUGCAUUCUUUAAUAUAUGAUAAUUUUGACGGCUCAAAAUAUUUACUAACAUAACUUUUCUCUCAAUAUCAAACCACUUUAUUCUCUAAAGGUUCUGAGUUUUCUUUAAAUAUUCAAACUUAUUGGCUCUGACACUCUGUCCUUUACGUGAAGUUCUGUCUCGACUUUGGAAAUUGUAGCUUCCGGGUUUCUGCCUUUCGGCCGCAUCUCACUGUCGGUGUACUGCUCAGUGUGUACUUCUACACACAGUGUGUACUUCUACACACAGUGUGUAUCUUUACACAUAAGCUCCCUUAAGCUCUGGAGCUUCGGUGUUUUAGCUUUCACUCUAAGGACGUUUCGUGGGUCUGUUGUGUUACAAUGUGAGAUUUAAUCUGGAUUUCUUUGCUUCUAAAUGGAUCUUCGUUUCUCCUCAGAUGCUCAUGCAGGUUGUUGUAUUAUUGCAUAAACAGUCCCUGUAGCAGGAAGCCUCCACUGACUCAGUCCUGCACUUUCCACUUUAAAAGAUUCAACUCUACGCUUCUAAAAAGAGGUGAUUUCGUUGUGAGGGGGGGGGGGGGGGCAGGUUGUUUGCCACGCCCCUCGCAGAGCGAACGCUUUGCGUUUUGGGAAAUACGCGCUUUACCGUUUUCAUUCUGAAAUUUGCUCGAGAAACGAUGUUCUGAGCGAACAACAAAACACUCAAGUGUCACUUGAGUCCACGUCGGUGGAAGAAUGACAGUCCAGGUGCAUUGUGGGUAACGUAGGCAAAGGUUGGAACCAGAGUGCGUCUUAGUUUUAAUCUGCUGACCCUGAAGACGCGAUGUGACGUAUUAAUGCGAAUAAAUCUACUGACGAGCGCGUUUCCUAAAACGUGGACUGCAGCGAACAUCUGACCUCCUUCGUAAGCACAACUUUGGAUCAUAUUGAAUCUGUAUAUUGUGACAGGUCACGUGACUAACCACUGACACCAGUCUUUGUAAAUACUAAUCAGAGCUUCCUUCUGCCUUUGUGUACCACAUGUUAUUUUUCUGCACCGUUGAUGAGCCCAUUUGUAAAGACUUUGAAACAUUGUGUACUUUAUAAGUGUUGCGUCUAAUUAUUUGUGUAACGUUUUAUAUAAAUGUACCUGUUUCAGCUGAAGGACUGUUUUACAGAUGUUGACGUGGUGUAAAAUGUUUUCUAUGUACCGAAUACUCCUGAACCGUCCAAUAGAAACACUAAGAAACCA
Molecule: messenger RNA, 4904 nt
Organism: Pungitius pungitius (ninespine stickleback)
Lineage: Eukaryota; Metazoa; Chordata; Actinopteri; Perciformes; Gasterosteidae
Gene: clip1b
Product: CAP-GLY domain containing linker protein 1b
Exons: 22
Coding region: 407-3157 (916 amino acids)
Biological process (GO): positive regulation of microtubule polymerization; cytoplasmic microtubule organization
Cellular component (GO): cell cortex; nucleus; microtubule plus-end
Molecular function (GO): microtubule plus-end binding
Source: RefSeq, a predicted model, not a curated record